Molecule: messenger RNA, 795 nt
Organism: Seminavis robusta
Lineage: Eukaryota; Bacillariophyta; Bacillariophyceae; Naviculales; Naviculaceae
Source: the annotation of a GenBank genome assembly
AUGAUGACAUGGAUGCCUUGUGUCUCCUCGGCAGAAAAUGCAGGCACCAUCCAGCUCACGGUGCUCUUGGGCGAGUUUGGUGAUACAACGCCAUUGCAGGGAGCCAACGUGAAGUGUUACGAUCAGGAUGGUUCCGAGCGUACACCCAUGACGAGCACAGUGACAACAGACAUGGAUGGAGUGGCCAAGUUAGACUAUACAAUCAAGCACCUCAGUUUUUACAAGAAAGGAAAGUGGGACAGUGGAUUCUUCGAGGAAUCCCGAAAUCCAGAUAUAAUUUGCAAGGUCUCGUCACCCGCGGGAGCCGCCACUCCCAUCAUUUCUAUGUUUACAGACACCCAAUGGGACCGGAAACAGGAGGCUCUGGUUGAUUUGGGCACAAUUGUGGUUGCUCCGGACAGGAUCAAACGUGGCGAUGUGGGUGAUGCCAAUGGCUGUGGACCUGCAUUCUUUCCUGCGACUUUGAACAGACUUGCCGAAGAAAAGACCGGAAUGGGAGUUGGAUGUUCGAACCAUGACUAUUGCUAUGGCAACUGCAAAGGAGAAACGCAGAAGAGUUGCGAUGACGAAGCACGUCGAAUUUGGCGUUCCGAGUGUGAGAGGAAGUUGAAUGGAGAGACUACCAAAACAAUCUGCAAGGAAGGUCUGGCAGAGGCAAUGUACAUGGCCGUAACCAGUAGUGCCGGGACCAAGGCAUUCAAGGCGGACCAAGAAAAGUUCUGCGGCGGUGACGAUGAUGAAUACGACGACGACGACUGCGAAAACGAGUGCUGUAGAUCACUUACUUACUUAUAG